This is a messenger RNA of Varanus komodoensis (Komodo dragon), 12209 nucleotides long. It is a transcript of the gene FRS2, whose product is annotated as fibroblast growth factor receptor substrate 2. Gene Ontology annotation, cellular component: cytoplasm; cell-cell junction. The record is from RefSeq and is a predicted model, not a curated record. The transcript has 8 exons. NCBI's taxonomy places the organism in Eukaryota, Metazoa, Chordata, Lepidosauria, Squamata, Varanidae. The coding region runs from base 467 to 2032 and encodes 521 amino acids. Gene Ontology annotation, biological process: cell surface receptor protein tyrosine kinase signaling pathway.
UGUUGAACGUACAGUGUUUCUGUUGAUGGGCGGUGGCGGUGGAAGAGGAUUGAUGUCAGCAAACGCCCUCCCUGUGGUUUCGACUGGGCAGCUUCCAUGGCACUGGACAGUUUGCCCGAGGGCUGCGUCCCAUGAUACGCUUAUGUCAGACGCUUCUGCCGCAGGUGUAAGGGACUGCUCGGGGCCACUUCGGCAUUUUUCUCCCUACAAAACAGCUCACAUCAUUCUAAAAAUAGGAGAUAGACCAUGCCUUCAGGCACACACAUUUAAAAGACAAGACAAGAGAAAGGGAAAAGUAGUAAGAGGCCGGAAGGAAAAUAGUUGAACAUGCAAGAACAAGGUGGUCAAGUAUCAUCAUGGAAGGGCAACAUAAUGUUUUGAAGUAUGACAGAAGUACUGAUGCUGUGCCAGAGGCUAGGAAUAUUAAUGGCCAAAUCUAGCAAUCACAUGGUCUUCUAAAGAAGUCAUGGGUAGCUGUUGUAGCUGUCCGGAUAAAGAAACAGUCCCUGAUAACCAUAGAAACAAAUUCAAGGUUAUUAAUGUGGAUGAUGAUGGUAAUGAAUUGGGUUCUGGUAUAAUGGAACUUACAGACAGAGAACUAAUCUUAUAUACCCGUAAACGUGAUUCUGUCAAAUGGCAUUACCUCUGUCUGCGCCGUUAUGGCUAUGAUUCCAAUCUCUUCUCAUUUGAAAGUGGUCGAAGAUGUCGAACAGGACCAGGAAUAUUUGCAUUCAAGUGUGCCCGUGCAGAAGAACUAUUUAAUAUGUUGCAAGAGAUCAUGCAGAAUAAUAGUAUAAAUGUGGUAGAAGAACCAGUAGUAGAAAGGAGUCCACAUCAAACAGAGAUGGAAGUUCCAAGAACACCCCGCACACCUACCACACCUGGGUUGAGUGGGCAGAGUUUACCUAAUGGGUAUCCGAGGUAUCCCUCCUAUGGAGAUGCUUCCUCACAUCCCUCCAGCAGGCACCCUUCUGUAGGAAGUACACGUCUUCCUUCAGUAGGUGAAGAGUCAACACAUCCCUUGCUUGUAGCAGAGGAACAAGUACAUACAUAUGUGAAUACAACUGGUGUACAGGAGGAAAGGAAAAGCAGGCCAAGUGUGCGUACUCCUCUGGAACAAAAGGUUUCCAAUGCCGAAAUGAGCAAGACAAGAGAAGAUGAAACUUGUUCUGAUGACACAGAUGCCCAGGUUGUACUGGAACCUGAAGGAGUUAAAUUUGUUUUGGGCCCAACACCUGUCCAGAGACAGUUAAUGGAAAAAGAAAAACUGGAAUCAAAUGGGAACAACACUCAAACUAGUGGAAACAGCACUGAAACUAGUGGGAGCAGUACUCAAGCUAGUGGGAGCAGUAACAAUGAAUGGGACACUGGGUAUGACAGUGAUGAACGUAAAGAACUUUCCUCUGGUAACAAGCUAGCAUAUGAAAACGUAAACAGAUUGUCCAUUCCUAGUGUCCCAGGGCUCAGGAGGGGUCGUCUGAUAUCAUCUAGUACCUCUGAUACCCAGAAUAUCAACAAUUCCGCUCAGAGGAGAACUGCAUUGCUAAAUUAUGAAAAUCUGCCAUCUUUGCCUCCAGUCUGGGAAGCUCACAAGCUAAGUAAAGAGGAGGAUGACAGUUUAGGACCAAAGACACCUUCUCUGAAUGGCUAUCACAAUAAUCUAGAUCCCAUGCAUAAUUAUGUUAAUACAGAGAACGUAACGGUGCCAUCCAGUGCUCACAAAGUAGAGUAUGCAAGACGUCAAGACUGUGCCCCGACAGUUUUUAAUUUUGAUAUUAGGCGACCAAGUUCGGAACACAGGCAGCUCAAUUAUAUACAGGUUGAUCUGGAAGGUGGCAGUGACUCUGAUAACCCUCAGACUCCAAAAACGCCUACCACUCCACUUCCACAGACUCCCACCAGGCGCACAGAGCUGUAUGCUGUGAUAGACAUUGAAAGAACAGCUGCUAUGUCAAGCUUGCAGAAAGCACUGCCACGAGACGAUGGUACUUCUAGAAAAACUAGACAUAACAGUACUGACCUGCCUAUGUGAGCCUGGAAAGCAUUAGUUAAAUCAUUUGCACCUUUGUGAAGUUUUUUUUUUUUUUAAUGAAUGAGUGCCCUGUUUUGAUCUUUAAAUGCCAUCACCUUUCAUAGAUUGAUAGCUUUUUCUGAAUACUUCAUGUGCUUGUUUAAAGGGAAUUUAAGGCAAGAAGAUUAUUAUAUAACACUAAUUUUACAGUUGUAGUAACAGCUUUUGGAUAGCAUUUCCAUCUUUUUAUGGUGCCUAUUCCAUUGACUGAAAAUUGUAGCAACAUGGCAAUUUUGAUAGACUGGCCAUGUGCCUAAAGUCACUUGACGGCAUUAUGACACUUGUAUGCCUCUUGAAACUUGCAUUACUCACAGAUCAGUAUAAUCUCACAUAAUGCAUGUCUGUAGAUUCACAUAUUCUAGUUGAAUUUAUGGCUUCAUGUAUCAUAAAUGAGAGAAAUUCUGGUCAGUCUGAGUUGAGUCAAAGCAUAGUAUAACUUCUUUUGUACACUAAAUGGCUUUCUGGCACAGAAACUGAUGUGUAGUUGAUGGAAAAGGACCUGAUAGCUGCCGUUCUCCAAUCCCCUUCCAAUAGGAGCAGCUUGCCAUGGUACAGAAGAAUGCAAAUCUAUUAAUAAUCCAUAAGUAUAUUUCAAAUUUUAAUACUGAAUAGAGUGCCAUUAUUUAUGAGUGUCUGAUCUGGGAUGGAGGAAAAACAGAUGGAAAUCAGUAGCAUCAUAAACUUACAUUGAAGUUUCAUUUAGCACUUGGUUUCAGUUUUAAAAAAGUCCAUUACCCUAAUGACCAGAUGCACUUUAAAACCACCAGCCAUACAUCCAACUAGUAAUUGAAAAACAUGCUGUGUUGUCAGAGCCAUUUGCAUUCAGAAUGAGCAUGUUCUGCAAUUCUAGGAUUUGUUUUUGCUCUGUCAAAUUUAAAAUUACAGUGACGAGUGCAAAGAAGGUAUACCAUGUGGGGGACGGGGACUGGGAUGAGAUAUACCUGAAUAAAUUUGUGCUUUUUGUAGGGUGAGAUGACUGAUAUUAAAAUUGCUAGUAUGGUGCUGUAUGGCUAAAGGGCUAUAAAUGGUUUGGCAAGGACAUUGGGGUUUUGCUGGCCCUUAGUUUGGGUCAGAACCCUGGUGACCCAUCCCUCUCACAAAGCUGUGGAGAUCCUUUGGAGUAGCAUCCCACGCAGUGUGAGGGGAUGUAGCCAGAAGAAAAUAAAAUUCAGCUCUCUCUUGCACAUGCAGAAGCACUAUCUACUAGUGCACAGGUCUUUAUGGAUUCUAGCCUAUAUUUAUUUUUCCAGUCCAUCUUGUGAAAAGAUCUUCAGGCUUGACUUGCCACUAUUGCCAUGUCAGAGGUCACAUCCUGUUCUCUUUUCAUCAUUUUCUUUCAUUCAAGUUUGAAAUCAGCUGAUUUCUAAGUGGCAGCUUCAAGUUUUUCUGUAUGACUGUGCAGACACCUGCAUAGUAGACAUCUGUGAUGUGUAAUUAACAAGUACAUUUUAUCUGUGGUGGGAUCUUUUAAGCUUUUAGUUCUGUAAAAUGUCUCUUCCAUUCCUUGCCUUUCAUUUGUUUAUUUGGCCAUAUAGUCUUUAUGUUGCAAACUGUUAAUUUUGUACAUAGGCUUUAUUCAAUGUAUAUUGUGUGUUUCAUCUUGUUCAAUUUCUGUUUUGCCAUGGAAAUGAAUUUUGGAGGCCCAUUGGUAAUACUGUCACCAGAAAGGCCUUUUUAUUACUUGCACAAAUGGAAAGAUGCAUUAUAGAUGUUUGAGGACAAAAGUGCUCUGGCACCUUAAUAGGGUUAUGUUGAGACAUGAGCUUCUGUGUUUGGCUUAUUCCAGAAGAAAACAGCUGUGGCCAACGUAGUAGUCAGAAUGCUGGGUUUCAUAUAUUGUAUAGUUUAUCAAUAACAGUAAUGUGAGUCCAUAAAUAAUAAGGGUUCUUGCGUUCUUCAAGAAUGAGAACAUAAUCUGUAGCAUCUACCUUGAAUUCAAAGCAUAAUAUUCUUUCAGUGCUGCCAAUAUAUACUUCUUUUGUUGUAUUCUGCUGACAUUGGUGUCAGUAUGCUCUGACUUAAAUCUUGUUUGCUGGCCCAGCAGGUAUUAAGACUAGAGGAACUACUGAGUAUGUAGAGAAUAUCUGAAGGUAAUACCUAUGGGUAUAUCAAUGCUUGACAGCUUAAUUGCUGCUGAAUAUUCCCAGUACCUUUGGCAUCUGCUGAUCUUACCUUACAAUCUGUUCAUGAGUCCCUCAAAUUCACAGUAAAGAAGCUUGCGGUGCACUUCAUAGCAACGCUGACCAGCUUGAACCUACAGUUGCCAAGGAGUAGUUGUUAUGAUGUGAUACAUGUGGAGAUCUAACCAUUUCUAUGCAUCUUAAAGACUUGCGGGGAAACUGUUUCUGGCUUUUUUCCAGGCAAAGAAGAACAAAACAGAAAUAAUGGGGGGAAAUAUGAGAAGUUUAGUUUCUUAUCAAACCUUAACUUUAUUACUUUAAGAACAUGAUUUGUAUACUGUAACUUAGCUCACAGUGGUACUGUUUGGUGUAUUUAUGAAAUUUAAAAUUAUACAUAUCUUUAUUUAAACAACAGCUACACAUCUGUCUGGUGUUACGGUGCAGCAGCUUGCAGGUCCGUCUAAGACUGUGAACCUGUGCCUACUUACAUGGAAGUAAGUUCUAUUGAAAUUAGUAGCACUUACUUCUGAGUGGACAUGUGUUGCAUGGCACCAUAAAGUACUUCAAUGUAUUCUAAAUGCUACCAGCAGGGAAAUGAGGGAGGAAUAAAAAUUGAAGCCCUAUUAAUAGGGUGUUAACUUUAUUAUUACAGGGGCUUCAGAUUGCAUAUAGGGCAAAGGAUCGUUAGGCAGAAAGGACAUUCAUACUUUACAGCACGGGUGCACAACCAAUUCCCGACUGAAAUAGCAUGGGAUGGGUUUGGAGGCUGUGUGUGCAUGCUGUACACAGACACACUUUCAGCAGCUCCAGCAAUCUUGAUACACAUAGCUCUUACCUUGCUGCUAGCAGGACUGUGGAAAGGCUCUCUUUUUUUCCACCCCCUCCCCCAGCAAACCCCAUACAGAUGGUUCUUUCCAGUGAGGCAAAGUGGGGCAACUUUGGGAGACCCACAGGUUAUAUACCCUUGUUUUAGAGAGAAGCUCUGAAUUGUAUAAUGUAAUUAAGGAGUUGUGGAAUGCAGUCCUAUACUUUAUGGCCCUUUAUUUGGAUUGAGUGCCAUUGAAUUCAGUGGGAUUUGCUUCCAAACAAAUACCAAUAGGGGGCAACAGAAGUGUUUAUAAUAACUGUUGAGAAAAUCAUCUAUCUCAACCCCAUAUUUAUUUUAUUUUAUAUCCCAUGAAAUCACAGCAACGUGUAAUUGAAAAUACCGGCAAAAUGCAGGUCUUUUUCUUUCUGUUCAUUGUCUAAAAGAGCAAUCCAGUGGGCCCUAGACAUUAUAGCAUGAGAUACUUCACAUUCUAAGAUCUGAGACCAGAGACAGAACUCUUAACCUGGGAGCUGAAACUCUUUGCGCCAGAUCCAUCCCCACCCUUCAGAACUAGCAUAAAAAGAACUGCAGCUGCUGCUUCUCCAAGUCAGAAACACAGCCUUGGGUGCAUAACAGGUGGGAGGGAAGAAGAGGAGAUUGCAAAUGCCAGGGCACAAAACAUCCUGUUUUCUCUGCAGCUUUCUUCCUUGUGACUCAACCAGUCUAUUUAGCAAAAAUGCAAGGUGGGAGGAGGAGGAAGGUGAAGAUCACCCCUGCUGUUUCUCCCACUCUGCACUGGAUGAUCCUUAGUUUAAGUGCUUGAUCAUCUUGAUUGAAUUGUACCCUAAAAUAUUCUGAACUUCUGAAACGUCCAAGUUCCUGCAUAUGUUCUGUAUUCUGCAGCAUCAAAUUGGAGUGUUGCUUAUUUUGUAAUUCAAAGACAAUAGCAUUGCUAUAAUUAACAAUGGUGUGAAUUGGCUGUGUAGCUAUGCUACUUUAAAAAUGCUUUUAAAAAUAGAGAGAGAGUGGUUUCCUCUCCUGCUGCAAAGAAAGCCCUUCCAUAUUUUCACUGGAAAAAUAUAAAAUGAUUAUACCUAAGCAGGGAAAUGCGGGUCAUUUGGUUUUUUCAUUUUUUUCCUGUGGGACUUCACAUCUCUAGAUACGUCCUGCUCGAUAGUGAACAAAACUAUGCAAAAGAAUAAAAAAGAUAUUAAAAAGCUAAGUGUCUUCCAGCAAUAGUCAAGUCACCCACCAUUGAUAAGUGUAAGAACAUUUAUCUAUUCUAGCAUUCCAGAGUAGCUAACUAGAUGCCCAUGAGAAGUCCAUAAGCAGGACAUGAACAAAAAAGUACUUUCUUGCUGAUGUUGCCCAACAACUGAUUUUCAGAGACAUACUGCCUCCAGUAUUGGAACGAAUUAAUAUCCUGAAAUUCUUACGUGAAGAACACCCCAACAGAAUUAAUUUUCUAUUAAAAUUCUCUUCAUUUCAAUAGUACCUAACAGGCUAGACUGCCUGAAAUACCUUCCUGCUCCUGCCAUAUGAAAAGCUAAUCACUUAUACAGCUAUUAACUUCUGUGAAAGAAAUAGCAGAAGGAAUGCUCCAUUGUGGCAAAAUGAUAAGAUUGUUUGUUGAAAAACAACCUUUUUCCUUCUACCUAGGCAUGAAUAUUGUCUGGAAAUUUAAGAGGUUCUGGUCUGGAUAUUUUUAAAAAGUCUGGAGAAUAUUGACAUUCCCUAAAAGCAACUGUACUUAUUACAUUGCAUUCACAUCCAACCUUUUUUCUUCUGUGAUGAACCAAAGGUGGCUUACGUAGUUCCAUUUUAUCCUCUCAGCUACAACCCUGUGAGGUAGGUUUGGCUGAGAGUGAGUGACUGGCCCAAAGUCACCCAGUGAGCUUCGUAGGUCCCCAGUUGGACACUCUUAGCCACUGUACCACUGGUUCUCCAGUUAUGUCUGGAAAUGCCUCUGCCUAUAAAUGUUCUGCAGCAAACUGGAUCCUGACUGGCAAUAUCCAUUCUGUGAAGGUCUGUGACCUUGCUUGACAAAACAGGUAUUACAAAGAAUACGGUACUGUAGAAUAUCAGAGGGGAUGUGAACAGAACUUUAUUUUUUGGACAGAGCCUUGAUCUGAUCGGUUGUCUGAAUUCUGCAGGACUCCCAGCCUUCCUUUUUGUCUUAUGUGCCUGAACACCAUUUCCAUGUAUGUUGGAAAGAAAUUAGGGGAGUGCUUUCUUUUCUGUCACCUGAAGUAGCUUUUAAAUGGUUUCAUCUCUGCCUCUUCAAGUGGGACAGACAGACAUGUCUGAUUAGCUGCUAUCAAAUGACAAGAUAUGCACUUUAGUGGAGACUCGUCAACGUGAUAAAUUCAUCGUUUGCCAAUUCAGAGCUCCUUUUAGUUUUGCCAUCAGUAUUAAUAGUUGCAUUUGACUUGCAAUGUGCUUAGCAGGAAAGCACUGAACACACACUGUGGGGGAAAAUAGCUAACACAGUGGUGACAUUUCCUCAACAGUAUCCUGCAAAAGAAUAGUUGCAAUACUAAAAUCAUGCUGUUCAUAAAUAUUUUUGUAUAGUAACAUGCUUUAACAGAAUGCAAGACACUUUUCUCUGGUGUUUUAACCUAGCUGUAAAAUUACCCCAUCAUUUCAUUGUUGAAAAAGAUUCAAUGUAUAUGCAAAUGUUGCCACAUUUGAAGUCUUUACAGCUCAAUUGUCUUUGUACUGAGAUGUACAAGACAAGAUCUGAUAGCUUGCCUUACUGACAGAUAAUAGUAUUACCAGACUAAUGGGUAGGGGCAAUGCUAUUCUAUCUCCAGUUAUCUUUGUAAAAUCAUAGAUUUAGUUCUCUUUCUAGAUUUUCCAUCCAUGAACCUGUAUGUAUGUGUCAGUGUAAACAAAAUUAUUCUGUGCCAAUCAAAUUUGCAUAAAAAUCUGAAAGGCACGUGUUUCCUAAGAGAAGUGUCAAAUUUCUAGUUUGGGAUUUCAGCAGACAAUGGUCAUAUAUUUCCAAGCUUUAGUUUUACUAAGCUGGCUUUUUAAAGGGAGAAAAGAUGUGGAAUUCAUUCCUGGGCCAACACACAAUUCUGUGCAAAGUACCACCUUUCUUGCCUGUGCAGUAACCUUGCAGACACACUGAUCAUCCAUCACCUACACAGGACAGACUAUUGACAUGAUCGACUAGAAGAGUUCAGCUGAAUUGCAUUCUACCACCAUGUGAGAUAAGAAGACACCAUUGCCACCUUUUCGUAAUUCUCUUGAUUCUCUGUCAAGAUGUCCUGAUUUAACCUGCUGAAGGUGUGGCAAAAUUGAUCAGCUGUAAUGUAGAUGGUGAAUAAGAAUGGUAUCAAUGUUGGGCAAAUUGUCUUUGCAUUAGGAUACAGUAAGACUGUGUUGGUAGCAGUCUUUUUUUUAAAUGCCACUGAUAUAUGCUAGUGAGCACAGUCAACUAUGUGUCAUGUGAAUUCUGUCCUGAUGCUCAACUUUCUGGAUUGCUAGCACAAAACCACACAUAAAGGAGGUGCAAGUACUGUGCAAGAUAGGUGCAAAAGGAAUUUUAAGUUUCCCCUUUGUGGCCACAAUUUCCCUCUUUGUUCAUCAACAGCUGUUUAUAUUAUGUUUAACAAUAUUUGCACUAUUGUAUCUGUUAACCCACAAAAUUAGUAAGGCUUCUAACUGAAGCAAAGAAUCUGUUUAUCUUAUGACCCUGACAGAACUGGUCUACUGUUUGUGGUUCUAAAAAUUAGCCACGUAUUUUUCCAGCUCCCAACUCAUUUUGCAAUUCUGCCCUAUUCUGCCCACUCUCCGCUGCAAAUAUUUGUUAUAAAGUAUACUGGAUUUUUUUGCAGUGGGCUGAAGGUAGAAAGUCUGUGGGUGCAAUUUCAUACAUUCUGGAAGGAGAAAUCACAUACAGGAAGCUUGCUAAGAUUUAUUUUUGGACCAGCAAGGGAAGGUGAAAUUAAAUGUAAAAUAUUGAGUGCUGUUGCAGAUACAACAUACUAGUACACUGAGUAUACAACAUUCAUUUAUUAAACACACAAGAUAGAAACCGUAUUGCAUGAAAUCUCACUUUACAGUGAUUAAUUUGUGGACUUUGUUAAGAACUGAGACUCUCAUUUUUUGAUUCAUAUAAUUAUGUAAAACCUUUUCCCACCCUGUUUUAGAAAGUUUAUUCCUUGUAAUUUUACCAAGGCUGAAGAACAUAUCUGGCUCUUGAAAUCCAAAAACACAAUUUUUUAAAAAACAAGAUUUUGCUAAAAGCAAAUUAUGGGAUCUUGCAUUAUAUUUGGACAUCUAAAAUGAGUAACAUUUGCUGAAAAAAAAAACAUUCUGGCAUUAUAGAAACAGAAACAGAGUGAAUCAGAAGGGGCCUCCUGGGCCAUCUAGUCUGACCCCCAGCUCCAGCCAGCUCUCUCACGACAUGCCCACCAUGUGCAUGUCCAGUCUAUCUUUGAACACCCUCAUCGAUGGGGCCUCAACCACCUCCCGGGGAAGCCUAUUCCAUACCCUCGGGGUCCUAACUGUCAGGAAGUUAUAUUGUUUGUCCAUCACUACACAAUCAGUUUAAUAUUUUUUUAUAUGUCACCAUUUGCUAAGCUUUCACUUUGUGAACAACCAUGCAUUCACAUCUGCCAGUGUUUGCAUAGUAACAACAGAAUGUUCAGCUUCUAUAUUUAAAGUUAGUCCUCUCAACUCUAGUGUGACUAACAGCAACAGAGUUCCUAGUUAUAUAAAACACUUUUUUCCUUUGCACCUGAUCAUCUUUUUUCAUAUUCCAACUCCAUGGAUGUGUGUGUGCACCCUUCCAAAUGAUUGUAACUGAAAAGAAGUGUUCAUGUCAUGGUGUAUAUGUCAGAAAAGCUUAUCUUCAGCUUACAUCCUUCUACAGUUCUAAAACACUACUUCUGGAUAACCUGUUGAAUUUAAUAAAUUUGAUGCACGAAAUCACCUUGGCCAUGGGCAUUAAAGGUUUUUGUAAUUAAUUGCUCUUGAAAUAUGGCCAAGAUGUGUUAUUUUUUUCAAGUGCUUGGUUGGUUUACUAGGUUACUUUGCUGGGCUGGAUCUUGAGAACCAUGAGCCAAAGGAAAGGGGUUCUCCAUGUUAAUCUCCUGAAAACCUCUGGAAUGGGAUAGGGUGCAACAGGUUUCUAGCAAAGGAAUCUUGCAUGAGUGGAGCCCCACAGUUAAUCUCUUUAUCCAUACCACAGUCCCAAAUUACCCUUGAGUUUUUGGAGGGGGUUUUGGGGGAGGAAAUGAGCAUUUCCCUCCCACUAACUUCUUUUCUGUUAGAAUUCUCAGGAUCCAACCCACUGUUUGCUUCAGAUUGCUGUACAUUUUGUGUGAAAGAAUAAGAAUAAAAUUUAGUAUCGGACAAAGGUGAUUUCAUAGACCAUGAAGUGUUGAUUUAAACAAAAAAAAUCUGUAAUAAUAUGAUUUACAAAGGGCAUUUAAAAAAUUUUAAGGUUGCUAAAUUUUAUAUUUGGUAAAGUAUAUGUGACCUACCAUAACCAUUAAAUGUACUUUUGUACAUUUGUAUAAAUAUGAAAUGUAUAACUGUCAUUAGCAAUGAGGUUACAAGUUCUCGUGACAUAGGACAGUCUUCCUCUGUGUUCAUAAAGGGCAUGCUAUGAGAAGUCAUCUUUCCCAACGAACUGACCCUUGAAACUUUCUAAAAAGAUCCUGUGAAGCCAAGGACCAUGGAGUGCAGAGAUAAUUCCUAUUUAUAUACGUUGCACAUGUACUCAGAAGUCUUGGGGCAUAUUAGAGCAAUCUGACAACAUCCUCAAUGUGUGCCCAUCACAAAGGAUUGAUAAUGUGAAAUUUGCCACAAAUCAACAUUGAUCGUGCCAUGUUCUUAUGUCCCUAAAUCCUAAUUGGCAGUGAAGAGGAGAUGAGAAGGUAUAUGGAAAGUUACUUGCCCGAAGAUUUUGCCUGUUCCCCAACUACCUCCCUGCAAGGGGGAAGAAUUAUUGAAGUCUUAUUGUGUAGCUUACAUGUCUAAUUAGCAUGAUGUGUCUGCAUCAAACAGGAUGAUGUGGCUAUCAUAUAUUUUCACAAAUUAACUGAAAAUGUAGUAGAACCAUAAAAUUAUAUGAAUAAUAACUGAAGAGUCUUUAUUCCUAUUUGUGUUUAGAAUUAUUUUGCUAUCUGAAUUUUUCUUUACUGCAUUGAUUUUGAGGUAUUUUGUGUGAAACAAAUAAUUUUAAAAAUAGAGAGGGCCCUUCACUCAGGAAUUUGUAUACUUUGCUUUUUGUUCAGCAACAGAUGUCAGCAACCUGAACUCCCUGUUAAUUCCCAAUGCAAUAUAUAAAUAUAUAUAUAUAUAAAUAUUAUAAAAUACAUAUAUGGUACUAAUUCUGUAUUUCCCUGGUAUUUGCCAAACCUUGAAUGCCACCUGUCUUGUUUGUAAGACAUUGAUUGCUACUGAAUGUAUAGGAAAUGCUUCCAUUUUGUAAAAGGAAAUAGUGUUUGUAUGGUAUACCACAAUAUGGCAUGUCCCAACCAGCAAGUAUGGUGCCUUUUUAAUUUUAUUUUUAAGCAUAACAUUUCAUUCCAUUGUAACAUUAUGUACAGCUAUGUCUUCGGAAUCACUGUGCGGUUAGAGAAGCCAAACAAUGUUUCAGAAGUUACGGUACAACUAAUCUAAGGUCUUAGCAUGUAAACAGACAAUAAUAGUCUUGUAAUCACCAGUGUGCCACAAAUGCAUUUCUUAAAUGCAUAACUAUACAUUUCUAUAAAAGCCAAAACUGUACUUGUAUGUUACUUUUGUCAUUACAUUGUAAAAUACUGUAAAGUUGUUGUAUGUCCUAAUUUUGCAUUAUAAAAAAUGUUUUCCUACAUAAAGGCAUCAAUAUAGCAACUUUGUAUAAAAGUAGCUUUCUAGAGUUUUAUUUUAUAUAUUAAAAAACCCGCCUAAAAGAGUUGCCAAAAUGCUCCUAAAAGGUUUGCAAACUGUUUUAAAUUCCUCUCCCCUACUGUGCAUUUCAAACUUCCCAGGCUUCCUUUGCAGAGAAAGUUGCCAUUUACAUGAUUCAUAAUAUGUUUUGUUUUCAGCAGCCAUAUACUACUAUUUUAAUUUUGGCAUGUUUUUUCAUUGAGCUUACCAGAUGAUGUCCAUUUUAAAAUAUAUUCUGUACUAUUGACAACACUGUCCCUCACCUGUGCCAGCUUCAUAAGAAUUGUGGCAUGGCAAUAAAAUAAUGAUUUUUACUAUUUAA